Phanerochaete carnosa HHB-10118-sp is the source of this 2422-nucleotide messenger RNA. RefSeq lists its product as uncharacterized. Gene Ontology annotation, molecular function: G protein-coupled receptor activity. NCBI's taxonomy places the organism in Eukaryota, Fungi, Basidiomycota, Agaricomycetes, Polyporales, Phanerochaetaceae. Gene Ontology annotation, cellular component: plasma membrane. Gene Ontology annotation, biological process: adenylate cyclase-activating G protein-coupled receptor signaling pathway. The record is from RefSeq and is a predicted model, not a curated record. The coding region runs from base 224 to 2266 and encodes 680 amino acids. The transcript is spliced from 8 exons.
UUUUCUUCUCCCUUCGUUCUGGGACCGGUCCCAAUCCGCCUGCUGUUCAGCCAGACGGAUUUUUCUUCGACGAUUAGGCGCAGGACGACCUUUGCUGUUUCAUUAUAGCAACUUUCGCGGCCGAGUCUGUCUGGAACAGUACCAGGAAGGCCUUUUUUGCAUUAUUUUGCUCGAAGUUGCUCGCACACCCUCCCUCCUUCAGUUAUAAUCCCUAAUUUCGAUCAUGUCUACUGCGCCCGUCAAGUUUCAGAACGGCCAAGCCUCUAGUGUUGCUGUUGUUGUUGCUUUCGCGGCGAUUUCCCUCGUUGCGCUCGACUUUUUCUGGCUGCGUGUGCUCUAUAUUGCAGUAUCUCAACUGCGCAACCGCGCUAGCAUCCAAAAGAAGCUCAGCCGCGAGCGUCACAUAUUUCAUUCGCAGCUCGGGGCCUACACGGUUUCGCUCCUGAUCAGCAAUUUGUUUAGCAGUGUCUCGUUCGUGCUGAAUGCUGCGUAUCUCACAGUCGGCCAAAUCACCCCAGGUGCUCUGUGCAGAUCUCAAGCUACUCUGAGCCAGGUUGCUGAUGUUGCAACUGCAUACUUCACUGGUGCGAUUGCGGUGCACACUUUUAACUCCCUUGUACUCCAUCGCCGUCUCCCUGUUUGGUUCUGCGGACUGGUGGUAGUGUUCGGCUGGAUGGCUUCCAUUGUGAUGGCCACCGUACCUGCUCACUUUGAGACCAAGUACGGUCCCUUCUACACCAUCGAUGGUGCCCUGUGCGGUAUCUCCGCGGACUACCAGAUAUGGGAGACCUGCAUUCAUCUGCUGCCGAUCUUCGUUGCCUCGCUGGUUGCGGUCCUAUUCUAUGCUUUGGUCUUCCUGAUCAUCAGGGGCACCCUGGCAUUCCGCGGUGGUCUUAAGUUUAACCUUGAUCCCGAGGCUCGCAGGAGUACUAUGUACGGCAACUUCGAAUCUCCGAAGUUUAUCGCAUCUGUUGCAAGGAGCAUGCUCUGGUACCCCGCUGCGUACAUUGCACUCAUGUUCCCGCAUCUCAUUGUCUGUUUCAUGAGCGCAUCUGGAAUCAAGGUAACUUUCGCCUCGAGGAUCUUCACUGCGGCUUGCUCGGCUCUAUUGGGUCUCGCGAACGUCCUGGUCUUCUGCAACAGCAUCCGUGUCAUGGGGCCUGCCUUCGAAAGCCCCGCACCUUCGGAAGAGUCCGUCGGAAGUUUUGGUGGCAGGGAGAAGUCCGGUUCCCCUGUAGAUGUUGCGCCCCCUGCAGCCGCGUUUGUAAGGCCUGCCAAAGCAUUCCCUCCCCCUCGCUCCGUUUCGACCAUCAGCUCUAGCGAAUCGACCCGCGUACUGUUGGCGUCUCGCUAUAGGCAUGCGUAUUCCGGCAGUGUUGCGAGUACCAGCGAGUCUGCAUCCAUUGGUCGCCCGAUCACUCCGGCCUCGGAUCUCAACCAAAUCAUCGCGACACCUCAGCCCACUGCAAGCAAGGGAGGGCAACUCUUCCACCUGAACAUCGCUGUCCCAGAAGAAGAGCCCACUUCUCUCCCCGCUCCCCGCCGUAGUGCUCGCGCGACCAUCGUUAGGCAGUCAGUUGACCAGUCCAUCCUUACCGCUGUUCCCUUGAAAACUCCCGCCGGUGCCGCUUUCCCUCAGAAUAGAGGCUUCCAGCGGGACUCUUUCAUCAACAUGUACGCAUCCCGCUCUCCCGUACCCGAACCGGGGUCCAGUUCCUCUGCGGAGCCGAAGGGUCGCGUUGUUCCCCCAGCACUUGUGCUGAACGAUGGAGAUGCUGCUACUGUCCCCUCGUCUGGUAGCUCCGGGUACACCACGUCCACCGCAUCCGAUGUUCCGUCGAGCGCGUUUGCAGACAAGAAGCAGCUUUCUGCCACCCACUCGCGUUCCUUCCGCUCGACGAUGCGCGACCGCAUGAGCACCAUCGAAGUCCCCGAGGGCGGCCUCUCCCCGAUCGCCUGGGCUUCGAUUGUCGCAGACGCCGCGUCGAGCAAUGGCGGUGUGUCCGCACAGCAGUCCGACAAGGCUGCCCGGCGGCGCUCGCGUUCUAUGGACGGCCUCGCUGUUCCGUCGACGCUCCGCCCGCGCGUUCCCGUAAGCGCGACUCUCCGGCGCGAGUUCCCCAGCACGGAGCUGCUCAUGCCGCCAAUGUCCGCAGGCCUGCCUCCGCGCUACCAGAACCGCUUGGCGCGCCUGGACUCGAAAGCCGGCGUGCGCUCAAGCCAGUCCAAGAUGGCAACACUCAGCACCAGCUCUGACUCGAUGUAAACAUCAUGUGUUCCGGCUAGUCUGGCAUGCUUUGGAUUUAUAUCAUGUCAUAGUUCUCGCACUUCAUCUGGAAAAAGUUUUGGUCAAUGUUUCUUUGUUUUGUAGCUGUGAAAUUGCUCGUUCGUUGCGGUCGAAAUGCUUUCAGAUUUUUCUUGC